Molecule: messenger RNA, 438 nt
Organism: Phaeoacremonium minimum UCRPA7
Lineage: Eukaryota; Fungi; Ascomycota; Sordariomycetes; Togniniales; Togniniaceae
Exons: 2
Coding region: 1-438 (145 amino acids)
Source: RefSeq, a predicted model, not a curated record
AUGGCGGCGCCGAAGGAACAGUCCUCCGACAAACUCGCGCUGAGCGACCGUGAGGUCCAACUUGCCGUCAUUGCCUGGCAGUGCAUCGAAGGUGACGCCAAGAUCCAGCUGGACAAGUUCGCCCGUCUUGCCCAGUACGCCACCACCGAGAGUGCCCGCACCAACUGGAGUCGCAUCAAGUCCAAGCUCAAGGCCAUCGGCGAGGCGCGCGACAACGAUGGCACCAGUCAUGAAAGUGACCAUCAGAUCAACGACGGCGAGGGCAGUGCCAAGAAGAAGGCCACACCUCGCAAGCGCAAGGCCGCGGAAGGCGAGAGCACCGAGGAGCAGAACGGCGGCACCGAGGGCAGUCCGGCUGGCAAGGCAGCCAAGCGCCGCCGCCCACGCCCGGUCAAGGCCACCAAGUCAGUCAAAGCGGAGGAGGGCGAAUAUGAGUGA